Molecule: messenger RNA, 4505 nt
Organism: Salmo salar (Atlantic salmon)
Lineage: Eukaryota; Metazoa; Chordata; Actinopteri; Salmoniformes; Salmonidae
Gene: nalf2
Product: NALCN channel auxiliary factor 2
Biological process (GO): calcium ion import across plasma membrane
Cellular component (GO): plasma membrane
Molecular function (GO): stretch-activated, monoatomic cation-selective, calcium channel activity
Source: RefSeq, a predicted model, not a curated record
CUGUGCUAAACCGAAGAUGGCGACAGACUAAACUAGACUGUCAAGAGGAAGGAGGAGAUGAGAGGCAAAUGUCGCUUUUUGCACUAAAAACGGAAGAAAAAAUAAGACUUGUCAUGUUUGAGAAUGGCAGAUAUAGAGUAAAGAUUUCGUUUUUGUACGUGCUAUGCGUUUCUUGUGUGAUGCUGCACCGGUGCUGGGGGUGUCGGUAGGAUUUCACAACAUGUUACAAUUUUGGGUGUAUAGGGAAUAUUAUGCCGGACGUUAUCUAUUUGCAAUGGAUUAGACGCCGGGGUUUGGAGCUGGAUUGAUUUCUUGACACAACAACUUGGAAAAAAUGCUUCCCAUCACCAUGUUGCAAACGAGGUAGGUGGCAUUGUUUGGGGGAUAUAUUGCAAAGGUGAAAAAGCCAUCUGAGAUCGCUUUUGUCUACCCCCUAAAAUAUGAUCAGGGGUGCUUGGAUGUUUCGAAGGGAAGAUGACGCCGUGUUAAAAAUAUGUUGUGCUCCCAAACAAAACGACAAACCCUGUGCCGAUUCCGAGAGAGUACAGAAAUGGCGAAUGUCUUUGGCAUCCCUAUUAUUUUUCACUGUCCUUCUCUCUAAUCACCUUUGGCUGUGUGCUGGAGUUAAACUGAGGUCCAAGGAUAGGAGCAACCGCAAAAUCUGGAUCAACGCGACUGACGGGGUCCACCCGGCUCUAAAGGAGGGGAAAUGUGAUAUUUUUCUAAGCAAUUUGACCAAAUCCGCUGCUCCAGGUCCUCAUUGCACUGAUGCUCAAAGCCACCACACACACCUGGAGUCAGCCUGCACCACAUUGUAUCGGCAAAAAACUGGCUUUAGGUCCUCAACUCCAACGUUCUCGUCACAGAUGUUACUUGAUUAUUUUAGGAAUUUUAGCCUCUCUUUUUGUGAUUCUUACUCCAUUUCCGACUUACUGUUGGGGAUGUCAAGCCCAGACAGUUUAAAUUGCAGUCUUCAGAACAUGGUUUUGGAUUUGUUUAGCAGCGGUGGGGAUGAUGAGGAUGUCUGCAGCAUCUGUAUCCAGGCAUACAUGAGGCUGGACCAACACGCUCAGGAAAAAUAUGAGGAGUUUGACUUCUUCUUUCUCAAGUAUUUAUCAGAGGAUUAUUCUGUCCGAUCCCACACAGAGGACUGUAAGUCAGUCUACAAAGCCUGGUUAUGCUCAGAAUACUUCAACGCCACCCAGAGCCAGUGUCAACACAGGAUUCCCUGCAAGCAAUAUUGUCUGGAGGUCCAGACCAUGUGCCCCUUUGUGUUACCAGACAAUGACGACUUGGUCUACGGAGGACAAUCCAGUUUCAUCUGUACAGGGCUACUAGAAAACCAUUUAACCAAUGCAGACCCAGAGUGUUGUGACGUCAGAUGGAGUGGCUGCGACCCCUCUGUGGGGGCGGCGUGCGUCCUGACCCAGCUUCCGGGGUCAUCAUCGUGGCAGCGGCGCAGCUCCCCACCCGUGUCGGCUGCGUCGCGACUGUGCAGCAGCAGACUCAGACUGUGUGUUCUGGUCCUCAUCCUGCUGCAUACUGUCGUCUCCUUUUCUACUGUCCAGGGCAGUGGCACUGUGGGCCUGGAGGCCAUGGUACCCCUGCCCCUGGAGGAGAGCUCUGCCCGAGAGGAGUAACUGAUGAUGAACAAGAGUUUCUACUGUUUCCUCCCGGCUUCCAGUCUACAGAGACUCCCUUCCUUCCCAGUACCUGAGGAGUGAGGUGUUUAUAACCCUCUCUCUCCAUCCAGUCCCCUCCACAGGACAUCAGGAAUGAGGAGGUUAUAACCCUCUCUCUCCAUCCAGUCUCCUCCACAGGACAUCAGGAAUGAGGAGGUUAUAACCCUCUCUCUCCAUCCAGUCCCCUCCACAGGACAUCAGCAAUGAGGAGGUUAUAACCCUCUCUCUCCAUCCAGUCCCCUCCACAGGACAUCAGGAAUGAGGAGGUUAUAACCCUCUCUCUCCAUCCAGUCCCCUCCACAGGACAUCAGGAAUGAGGAGGUUAUAACCCUCUCUCUCCAUCCAGUCCCCUCCACAGGACAUCAGGAAUGAGGAGGUUAUAACCCUCUCUCUCCAUCCAGUCCCCUCCACAGGACAUCAGGAGUGAGGAGGUUAUACACCGCUCCAGGGAAGGCUACAGGUCGGUAUACCCCUUCGCCCUCCACCACACUAGAGGAGUGGCGAAGCACGGGCCCUCCCCUCCCGCAACACAGAGGGAUAUGGAGGUAGAUAAGGCUUCAGAACUGAGAGCCAGCCAUAUCUCACGUGUAAGGAGGACAUGAGAGGGCAUGGGGAAAGAGGCAGCUCUCCCAUCAUGCUGAAAGAGGUACUGAAUGCUGUUUCUAAGAAGGGUAUGGGUACAAAUGGCCUUUUUCACUUAUCACCACUCUAUUUAAUAAGUUGAGUGAUGGUUUUGGGGAGUUACGUACGAGGUUGAGUUUGAACUGCACAAUUGGGAAAAGCGUGAGUUGCAGGCUUGUAUGCUAUUUUUAUUAGUUGUGUGUGUGUGUGUGUGUGUGUGUGUGUGUGUGUGUGUGUGUGUGUGUGUGUGUGUGUGUGUGUGUGUGUGUGUGUGUGUGUGUGUGUGUGUGUGUGUGCGGCGUGCGCGCGUGAAUGCAGUGAACAAGUCAGCAAUAUAAUUUAUAUGACCCAACACAUGAAAUCAGGUGAUCAUUACAUCUUUCAAGCUAAUAGUAUACACGCGAGAAAUACUUUGUUUGGCUUACAGUAAAUAUAGUUAUUAUUCUCAGUAACACUACCCUCAUUGUCAUAUACCAAGCAGAAUAAUUUCAUGCAAAUAUUAUAUUACAGAUCCUAACCGAAGGUAAACCAUGUUGUUUUUGAUAGAUGUCAGAGGUACACUACUAAUGCUGUGGAGGAACAUGUGUCUAUGCAAAGCUGAUUGAAACCAGUGGAAACUCCCCCUGGGUGUCUAAUCGCUUACAGAAGGUAGAUGAUUGUGCCAUGGAAGACUGUCUGGAUUAUAACUACACCAAUCAUUUCUUACUCAUAAAACAGACAAUUUACCACAUAUAACAUAUAACAAAGACCCAGAGUGGCUAAUUGGAGCAGGAGGCCCUUAAUCAUGGCUAAAUGUUUAAGAAAAUAUUUUCAAGAUGCGAAUGCGUCGCAUCAUCAAAAACAAUUUCUGUCACAGUAGAGAUUUAGGGCGUGUCUAUGCCCUCAAUGUGAAAUAGAGUGAUUACAUUAUUUGGAAAGAACCAAGACGUUUUAUAUAUAUAUUCUAAAUAUCAGAGAUAUGAAAAAAGAUCCACCUUGAUUUUUUCAUAAAGGUCAUCUGUUGGCACGGUAUUGUUAUUUGUAAAGAAGAGCUAGAGUAUGAUUAUAUAAAUGGUUCUCAUGUGUUUCUGAUUUAUAAGAUAAAAUUAUUCUGACCUCUCUUUUCCUGGCAUAAUCUGUGUAUUAUCUUUUUUUUAAUGUUUUUUAAAUUUGGGCUUGUCUUUGGGAAGCUGAAAUAAGAUGUCUUCCAAUGUGACAAAUUGAUUCACAAAUACAAAUAUAUUUGACACGUUAUUUGUAUCUUACAAAGUCAUUCUAAGCCAAAACUAUUGUUUUAGGGUAAUCCUGGGUUCACCUCCCAAACACAUACUGUAUGUGACCUUGGUCUACCACAACACAGGCAUACUGUUUAUGUCCUAACAAAGCUAUUGUAACUAUUUUACUAUUGAAAAACUAUAUCAUAGCAGAGGUUUUUACAGAGUAUAUGUAUAUGAAUUGAACUUGGAUUUGAAUAUAUGAUCUAAAAAAGUAUGACAUUUAUGAGAUUCUUUAUUUAUCCUAAAUAAAAUAUAUAAAUCACUGUAGCCUUUUAAUGCCUACAAUGAAUUAGUAGGCACUCAUUUUAUGUCAGUGUCUAACGAACUGCUAGUUUCUUUAGUUUAUAUUGCUAAAAGAUAGUUAUUUUUCUUACGUGGUGUUUAACUGAAUAUCUAACAGACAUUGUUGACAUGCUGAUUUAUAAACUGGUUGAAGAUACCAAACACUGUAAAAGAGACAACCAUGUUGAUAACUAUACCUUGGGAUUGAAAAUCCUGCCUGCCUUGUAUGACUAACAUGUGAAACAUUGUCUGGUCUCCCUAUUUCCAAAAAGGCCACUUGUACCCUUCAUAUCAGUCAUGGCUGUUGCUCAUCCUACUAGAAUAUGAAGGAAUCGUACCUCCUAUCAGAUAAGGGGAAAGGGGAUAUAAAUCUACACUGGUGUCCUAAGCCUGUAUUCUGUAAGGGAAAUACUUCUUAUGCCAUUUUAUACACUGUGCUUUAAUGUUUAGAACUUUUUGCACUAGUUCUAAUAACAUUUAUUUUUCUCUGAGAUUGUUUUGAAACUGUGCUAAUUAAUUCCGUUCUAAAAACAAAUAUUAUCCCUUAUCUGUGUUUCUAGCUAACCUGUAUAUAUGAAAUCGGUUUUCUGUUUCUAUUGUAUUUUGGGCGGAUCAGUGCCUGCUCACUGUUAAAGCCCAAUAAAGUAAUACAAUUGUUCAUCAA